AUUUCCGUCCAUUCAAGACCUGUGUGCCGAACACUUUGACUGCUGCUCCACAACCCACUGGUCAACUACCCGUCGCACCUACAGAGCCACCUGCUGACGGAAGGCUCUCGCCACUGCCUCUUCUUUUGCGCAUCGCAUACACCCCCGAAAUUUGACUCGCUGCGUUCGCAUCACAGCCUCACGGACUCCAUCGCAAUUUCUAGCGGCGGCCUUUUGCCUGCAAGAUUUGCGAAGACAUAAUAAGGCUCAAAGUCCUGUCCAUCAUCGGCACCUAUGUGUAGGCCCACACUUUGAACACUAGGACAAACGGUCAAAAAUCGGACAAGCAAGUGCAGGUGCAUCGUUUUGCCAUGAAGCUGACGCCGGAACUUGUCGCGCGUUCGCAAUCGACGCUCUCGCCGCUCAAGGAUCGCGAGCUGGAUCUUCGGGGUCUCAAAAUCCCGGCUAUCGAUAAUCUUGGUGUGACCAGAGACCAGAAUGACUCGAUAGAUCUUACAGACAAUGAUAUUCGUGUGCUGGGCAAUCUCCCAUCGCUCCCUCGCCUCACUCAGCUCGUACUCUCCAACAAUGUCAUCACCAGCAUUGCCCCAAAGAUCGCCAACGCAGCACCUGGCCUCAUCACCCUGGUCCUUACAAACAACCGCCUCGACGCCUUAGCAUCUCUUCAGCCGCUCGCGAGAUUUCCGCGACUAGAGUAUCUCACUUUGAUUGGAAAUCCUUGCACGCGCAAGCCGCACUACAGGGAAUGGGUCAUAACGCGGUGCAAACACGUGAGGGUGCUGGAUUUCAAAAGGGUAAAGGAGAAAGAAAGGGCAUUGGCAAAGUCGCUCAUGGAGACGGAGGACGGCCGACCUUCGACGCUUGCUGCUUCCAUUGCUUCUUCAUCUAAAUUGGCGAUGCAGGCCACGGAUGGCGCAUCAGGCACCUUUGAACCAGGCUUUACCCAAAAACAGAAGGGUCAAGCAGGCAGAUUGAUGAGCGCAGAAGAGAGAAAAGCUUUGGAGGAAGCGAUAGACAGGGCUACUACUCUCGAAGAGGUCAAGAGGCUGGAGGAGCGUUUGCGAUUGGGCUAUACCAUUGAAGCUUCCAAACAGUCAUCUGCAGAUACAGAGAUAUGAUUCGGACGACUACAAGCCAAAGCUGUACCAAUAGAUCAUUCGCCAGCCAGAAAAAGCAAAAGGCCACUACGGGCGCGAGUGUGGGUCCACAGCCUAACCUCGCAUUUUCCUUUCUCGUGUGAAUUCUCGCAGCUAUCCUCGCCUCUCUGUGGUCCUGACUAGACUCAUAGCCAUGUUUGCUCGCCGACUGAGCGGGUCUCUCGUAUCAGUCAUCUUUCUGUACUCGUGGCCGGCACUUGCGAAUAUGGCCGCUGCUUGCUUGUUCAAUCCCGCCAAUCGUGCAAUCUCAGUAGUUCCCGACCC
Ceraceosorus guamensis is the source of this 1421-nucleotide messenger RNA. Its product is annotated as L domain-like protein. Lineage: Eukaryota; Fungi; Basidiomycota; Exobasidiomycetes; Ceraceosorales; Ceraceosoraceae. Gene Ontology annotation, biological process: mRNA splicing, via spliceosome. The record is from RefSeq and is a predicted model, not a curated record. Gene Ontology annotation, cellular component: U2 snRNP. Gene Ontology annotation, molecular function: U2 snRNA binding. The transcript is spliced from 4 exons. Bases 351 to 1118 code for a protein of 255 amino acids.